AUGUCAAGAGAAAAAUUUCUUGAAAUAAUGAAAAACUCAGGACACCAAAAAUUACAAUACCAAAUACAAACCCUGCAAAAAGAAAUUGAAAAACGGACAGGAUAUGGUACCGACUCUCAAAAACUUCAGAUUUCGAGAAUGAUAAGUCGUUUUCAAUCUGAAUACAAAACAAGAUGGGAAAAAGCCCACAGAAUGGAAGAAAGAUUUAUUAAGGAUAAUACAAAUUGGUUGAAGUCAAAAGUUUGUUUACCUUCUGUUACACAACAACUUGGAGGUAGACCAAAAAUAUCAUUUGAGGAAAGCACAGAAAGGAUGAAACGACCAAAAACUAAAGACUUGAGAAAAUCUACCUCUUUACCACAGUUAGUUUUUGCCACACAAAUGAAACUGAGAGUUUCAGGACAGACAGACACCUCUAAAUUAGUUGGAGAAAUUGUAUCUGAUCCAUCAAGUGCUCAAAAGUAUAUAAAUUCCUAUAAGCAGUCAAUUGAAACCAAAUCUAUGUCAGGAGAUGACGCUGUUGCACUCAUAGUAGAUGCGCAAUUAUCACGACAUCAAUAUAACAUUAUACGAUCAAAAGCUCCAAAAAUAUAUCCAUCUUAUAAAAUCGUACAGGAAGCAAAAAAACAAUGUUAUCCUCAGCCUAAUAAAAUUUAUAUUACAGAAACAUCGGUGCAUGUCGAUUUGCAAACCAUUCUUGACCUUACUAUAGAUCGUUUGAUUAUCACUCUCAAGGAUGUAAUCCACACUCUUAGUUCUAAUGAAUUAAAAAAAUUGUGUUUAAUUUCUAAAUGGGGUUUUGAUGGCAGUAGUGGUCACAGCUCUUAUAAACAAGCUUUUUAUGGUAUUGAAGCUGAUGAUUCAGCGGUUUUUAUCACAUGUAUCGUACCACUUCGCUUGCAAUCAGGUUCAAAAGUUGUUUGGCAAAAUCCUAGACCCGGUUCAACGAGGUAUUGUAGACCUUUAAAAAUUGCAUUUAUGAAGGAAAAUACCAGAGUUUCCAUUGACGAAAAAAAAAGGAUGGAUGAGCAAAUAUUAAAUUUAGAAAAGAGUAGUAUACUUUUAGAUGAAAAUACUCUCGUUAUAAAGCAUAACCUUACAUUUACAAUGAUAGAUGGCAAAGUCUGCAACGCAGUUACAGGCUCUACUAGUACCCAAAAAUGCUACAUUUGUAAUGCAACUUGCAAAGAUUUCAAUUUGAUUGAUGAAAUGAUUAUAAGACCAAUUAAGAUGGAAAAUUUGGAAUUUGGUAUUUCAAUCUUACAUGGAUGGAUUCGCUUUUUUGAGUGUCUGCUUCAUUUAGCGUACAAGCUACCAUUUAAGAAAUGGCAAGCUCGUGGUUCGGACAAAGAGAUUGUCGCAGAAACUAAAAAAAAAAUUCAAAUAGAAUUUAAAACAAAACUAGGUUUAAUUGUUGAUAAACCAAAACCUGGCUUCGGCAAUACCAACGAUGGAAAUACCGCCAGGCGUUUUUUCAAAAAUGCAGAGGUAUCGGCAGAAAUUACAAAUCUAGAUUUAGAUUUGAUCAAAAAAAUGCAUACCAUACUGAUAGUUGUAUCAUGUGGACAUGAUAUUGAUAUUGAAAAAUUCCGAAAAUAUGCGCUAGAAACAGCUUAUUAUUUUGUGGAAAAGUACCCAUGGUACAACAUGCCACCCACGUUGCAUAAAUAUUUAAUACAUGGACCCGAAAUAAUAUCUCAUGCAUUAUUGCCUAUAGGGCAAUUGACAGAAGAGGCCCAAGAGGCAAGAAACAAAGAUUUUAAAAAGUUUAGAGAACACCAUUCUCGGAAAUGCAGUAGAACAAAAUCAAAUACUGACAUUUUUAAUUUUUUUUUGUUGUCAUCAGAUCCCGUAAUAAAUAGUAAAAGAAAGCUUCCACAAAAAAAAUUGUCUUCACUUCCCAAAGAAGCUGUAGACUUAUUAUUACCACCAUCAAACCACGAUAUUAACAAUGACCACGAAUAUGACAGUGAAGACGAUGAUGAUCUUGAUGAUGACCAUGACGAUGAUAGUGAUGACAAUGUUGAUGAAGACUAUGAAAAUGUAGAUGAUACAGAAGAUAAUGAUGAUUGA
Macrosiphum euphorbiae (potato aphid) is the source of this 2073-nucleotide messenger RNA. The record is from the annotation of a GenBank genome assembly. NCBI's taxonomy places the organism in Eukaryota, Metazoa, Arthropoda, Insecta, Hemiptera, Aphididae.